GCUUUAGCCGCCCUGCCCGCAGCCGCCAUGCAUUGUGGGGCAGCAGUAGCAGAUCCAAGAUGGCGGCCAGCAGGAGGCUGAUGAAGGAGCUUGAAGAAAUCCGCAAAUGUGGAAUGAAAAACUUCCGUAAUAUCCAGGUUGAUGAAGCUAAUUUAUUGACUUGGCAAGGGCUUAUUGUUCCUGACAAUCCUCCAUAUGAUAAGGGAGCCUUCAGAAUCGAAAUCAACUUUCCAGCAGAGUAUCCAUUCAAACCUCCUAAGAUUACAUUUAAAACAAAGAUCUAUCACCCUAAUAUCGAUGAAAAGGGGCAGGUUUGUCUGCCAGUAAUUAGUGCUGAAAACUGGAAGCCAGCAACCAAAACUGACCAAGUAAUCCAGUCCCUCAUAGCACUGGUGAAUGACCCACAGCCCGAGCACCCCCUUCGGGCUGACCUAGCUGAAGAAUACUCUAAGGACCGUAAAAAAUUCUGUAAGAACGCUGAAGAGUUUACAAAGAAAUAUGGUGAAAAGCGACCAGUGGACUAAAAUCUGACACUAUUGAUGUCAGCAACGUGUGUUAGAAGAUCCGGAGCAGUGCAUUUCAGACACACCACAAAGCAGGACUCUAUGGAAAAUUGACAAGUGCCACCUUUUGGUGUUUACUUGUGGCUGUUACUAACUUUCUACAGUUUUCUUAAUCAAAAGUGGUCUAGGUAACCUGUAAAGAAAGGAUUAAACAUUUAAGAUGUUCUAGUUCUGCUUUCUUUGUUUAAAAAUCACUGCUUCAGUAUACUUUAAAGGAUGCUGUUUCUUUUUCUUGUCAGAAUUUAUCAAAAAUAUCUUAGACUUAUAUUCUGCCCUUAAAAUUCAAAAGGUUGUGGCUGUUAUUUCUUCUUUUCCCUUGCAGUUCCCACUAUCGUGCGUUCAUUUAAUUUUUCAUUUAAUUUUCUUCCCCCAAACUGAUGUCUUAGAAAAUAUAUUCCUGUCCUGACAGAAAAUGGUUGAAUGUUUGGCAGUUCUGUUUACUUUUCUCUUUAAAUGUUGCACUGUGCUUUGUGGAACUUAGGUUGCAAGUUCCCCUUAACUUCAGUUUGUAACAUCAAAAACAAA
Molecule: messenger RNA, 1088 nt
Organism: Gopherus flavomarginatus (Mexican gopher tortoise)
Lineage: Eukaryota; Metazoa; Chordata; Testudines; Testudinidae
Gene: UBE2L3
Product: ubiquitin conjugating enzyme E2 L3
Exons: 4
Coding region: 60-524 (154 amino acids)
Biological process (GO): protein polyubiquitination; ubiquitin-dependent protein catabolic process
Cellular component (GO): nucleus
Molecular function (GO): ubiquitin conjugating enzyme activity
Source: RefSeq, a predicted model, not a curated record